GCUUAUGUUGGUCAAUGACUCCAUGUGGCUGUCAAGCUUCGUUUUUUUUAGUUAAGACGAAAUUCGGUCGUAGUAGCAAUUUUAAAUUUAAUUUACUAGCGAAAGUGGGUCCUUUAACCGCCACUACAUUUCAAAGCUUUUACUCAAUUCCACAUUUUAGAUGUCGAAAGAUUUAAGCCUCACAACCAAAGAUAAGACAACCAAAGGGAAAGGAUGCAGUAAUGAAAAUCAUCAAAGAUUGUCUGCAGGAGUUGAAGAUAAAGAAAUGGAUAACUUACGAAAAUGGUUCUCAGACAAACUUGCCCUGGGACUGGGAAACAAAGAUUUAAUGGAAAAACCAAAAGUACUCCAUACAUUGGACUUGGAUGGAAUAGUGGAUUAUAUUAAAAGUGGAAAUGUGAGAAACAUCAUUACAAUGGCAGGGGCAGGGAUUUCAACAUCUGCUGGUAUUCCUGACUUUCGUAGUCCUUCAAGUGGCCUUUAUAGCAAACUCUGUGGAUUUGACUUACCUUAUCCCGAGGCAAUAUUUGAAAUUGAGUAUUUUCGAAAACAUCCUGAACCUUUUUUUGCCAUGGCUAAAGAACUUUAUCCAAAGACAUUUGAACCUACUCCAUGCCAUUAUUUUCUUAGGUUAUUGAAUAAAAAAGGACUCUUAUUGAGACAUUACACUCAAAAUGUCGAUGCCCUGGAGCGAGUAGCUGGGAUUCCAGCGGAAAAGUUAGUUGAAGCUCAUGGAACACUCCAUACCUCACGUUGCAUCAAUCCAGAAUGCCGUGAAGAAUACGACCGCAAAUGGAUGACAGAAAAAGUUCUUGCGGAUGUAGUACCACGGUGUGAACAGUGUAAAGCUGUAGUUAAGCCAGACGCAGUUUUUUUCGGCGAACCGCUUCCAGAACGUUUUCGUUUGGUUGAAGAAGACUUUCCAAAUUGUGAUCUGCUAAUUAUUUUAGGAACUUCACUAGUUGUGCAGCCUUUUUCAUCUCUCGUUGAUCGGGUUCCGCCUAGAUGUCCGCGCCUCCUGAUUAAUCACGAGGAGGCGGGAAACGAAGACCCAGUUAUGGUUGUGCUUGGAUUUAGCUGCGGCUUGCAGUUUCAUGGGGCAGACAAUUUCCGUGACGUUGCUUGGCUUGGUGAUUGCGAUGAAGGAUGUUAUCUUUUUGCUGAGAAACUUGGCUGGAAGGAGGACCUGAAAUCAUUGAUUGAAAACGGAUGUCAAAGCGAAGCCAUUUCUACGGUAGAAACUGGUGCUGCUGGAAGUACCUAAUUUAUAAAAAGCAAAGUCCUCGAACAGAAUGACUUGUAAACGUCUCGUUGAAGUGCCGAAUUUAUCUGUGUAUUAUUGAAUAUGCUUAUGAAAAUCUCAAGCUCUUCAAACGAAUAGUUGAAAAUUCCAAUGCUUUACAAAGUUUUCAAACCCCAGAUAUCUGAAUAAAGAAAGUUAAGUGUUCUUAACAAUGAA
Messenger RNA from Daphnia magna, 1459 nucleotides. It is a transcript of the gene Sirt2, whose product is annotated as NAD-dependent protein deacetylase sirtuin-2. Bases 161 to 1264 code for a protein of 367 amino acids. Gene Ontology annotation, molecular function: NAD+ binding; histone deacetylase activity, NAD-dependent. The transcript is spliced from 10 exons. The record is from RefSeq and is a predicted model, not a curated record. NCBI's taxonomy places the organism in Eukaryota, Metazoa, Arthropoda, Branchiopoda, Diplostraca, Daphniidae.